Zonotrichia leucophrys gambelii is the source of this 3295-nucleotide messenger RNA. It is a transcript of the gene RXFP3, whose product is annotated as relaxin family peptide receptor 3. The coding region runs from base 222 to 1559 and encodes 445 amino acids. Gene Ontology annotation, biological process: calcium-mediated signaling; G protein-coupled receptor signaling pathway; immune response. The record is from RefSeq and is a predicted model, not a curated record. Lineage: Eukaryota; Metazoa; Chordata; Aves; Passeriformes; Passerellidae. The transcript is spliced from 2 exons. Gene Ontology annotation, cellular component: membrane; external side of plasma membrane. Gene Ontology annotation, molecular function: C-C chemokine binding; C-C chemokine receptor activity.
UGCGCCAGCCCUGUCACCUCUCCAGCCGUGCCACCUCUCCAGCCGUGUCCCCGCACAGCCGAGUCCCCGCACAGCCGGCACCGCACCGCCGGCACCUCGCCGUGCCGUGCCGUGCCGUGCCCGGACCCUGCCGCCGCCCCAGCAGCGCGCCCGCCGCCGCCGUCGCUGGUCAGCCUCUGGGGAAAAAGCUCCCGCGGACCCGUCUCCCACCCUAGUAUGGGAUGGGCGAGCCCUGCGAGCGCGGUGCCUGCUCGCCUGCCUCUGGCAUAAAGGAAGGAGCGGACAGGGAGUCCUGGGACACGCCGCUGGCUUUCCUGGAGAGCACUCAGAUGGACAACGGGAGCAACGUGUCCUUCCUGCAGUUCUUGAAGACUAUCAACCUGGAGCGAGCCGACGGGAUGCAGGGGGACAGUUCUGACGUGGUGCGGAUUGUCAUUUCACUGGUGUACUCCGUGGUGUGUGCCCUGGGACUGGUGGGCAACCUGCUGGUGCUCUACCUGAUGAAAAGCAAGCAGGGCUGGAGGAAAUCCUCCAUCAAUCUCUUUGUCACCAGCCUGGCAGUGACUGACUUCCAGUUUGUGCUGACCUUGCCAUUCUGGGCAGUGGAGAACGCACUGGACUUCAACUGGCUCUUUGGCAAGGCAAUGUGUAAGAUCGUCUCCUAUGUGACAGCAAUGAACAUGUAUGCCAGUGUGUUCUUUCUCACUGCCAUGAGUGUGGCUCGAUACCGCUCUGUGGCUUCAGCCUUGAAGAAUCAGCGUCGAGGAGACCCGCUGGGUGGCUGCUGCUCUGCCAAGUGGCUUUGUGCACUCAUCUGGCUGUCAGCUGUCCUGGCUUCCCUGCCCCAUGCCAUUUUUUCCACCACUGCCACUGUCUUUGAUGAUGUCCUCUGUCUUGUCAAGUUCCCAGAGGGCCGAGGCAACAAUGCCCAAUUCUGGCUGGGUCUGUACCACAUCCAGAAGGUGCUGCUGGGCUUCCUGGUGCCGCUGGUUGUCAUUAGCCUCUGCUACCUGCUCCUGGUGCGCUUCAUCAGUGACAAGCACGUGGGCAGCACCUGCAGCGGCCCCAGCAUCAAGCGCCGCUCCAAAGUGACUAGGUCAGUGUCCAUCGUGGUGCUGUCCUUCUUCUUGUGCUGGCUGCCUAACCAAGCACUUACAACCUGGGGGAUACUCAUCAAACUCAACGUGGUGCACUUCAGCAACGAGUACUUUCUCUCCCAAGUGUACCUCUUCCCCAUCAGUGUGUGCCUGGCACACUCCAACAGCUGCCUCAAUCCCAUCCUCUACUGCCUCAUGCGCAGGGAGUUCCGCAAGGCACUGAAGAGCCUCCUCUGGAGGAUCACCUCCCCUUCCCUCACCACCAUGCGCCCUUUCACUGACACCACCAAGCCUGAGAAGGAGGAGCAGGCCCUGCAUGCCGUGAUGCCUGUCCAGCCUGUCCCUGCUGCUCCCCGUGCUGCAGCCGUGCAGGCAGAGGUGGCCUAUUACCCGCCCGGGGUGGUGAUGUACAGCAGCCGCUAUGACCUGCUGCCUGCCAGCUCCAUGGAGCAGCACUGCUGAGAGGGCAGGGGGCUCUGGGGGCUGGCACAGUGCCAGAUGUGGCCUGGGGAUAUUGAAUGCCUGGUCAGGACAAGGGGAGGAGGGAUGAGUAAAGGAGGACUUGUGUGUGAGAGAUGCUCUUUUGCGGUUUUGUCUGCCCUCGGAGACACUUGAUGGAUGUUGCUGUCUGGAAGAUGCACCUUGAGCUGGAGAACAGGACUAGGACGAGUCUAACUUCAACAUCUGCCUGAUUCUGCUAUAAAGGCAUUUAUGCAGAGGGUUGUGUGUCACCUCUAAGUACUGACAUGGAGAAAACUUGCUAUUUCUGUCCAGAGAAAGCUGCUACCCCGUGUGGCAAUUACACUUUUGAGACUCUGUUAGGUGUACUGAAUUUGUUGGUAACUCCUGUUGUAAAAUUUGUUUGAUCUGAAAGCAGCUGGUUCUGCUACCUGCAAGGAGAAGUUAUCUUUUUUUCCAAGGCAGAAAAGACUUCUCCAGCCUUGGGCAUUUGCUAACGAGGAAGAUACUGAUUUACAAGUUGUCUGAAGAAGAGCAGCAGAAGUGAGCUGGCAGCUGAUGGGCACACUUACACAGAUGCAAAGACUCCGAAGAAAUCAGACAUAUCCACAGAAGAGCUUGAGCAUCUAAGUACUGUACAACUGCCUCUCUAACCUCCUAAAUCCUGACUUGGUUGACCGGUGAAGUCUGUAGGUACUUAAGUUUUUUCUAGUAAAAUUUUUGUGCCUAGAAACCUGUUCCUGAGCAUGCCUAAAUCUGCUUAAUUCUGUAGCACUUAUUUCUGUGCUUAAUGGGGAUAUUUCUGUUGGGGCUGGCCACAGUGAGCAUCCUGUGAGGGAGGCAACUCUGCAUCCUGACACGGAAGACCCUGUGCCAGGCCACACUAAGUCAGAAGCGGCUGUGAACUCAACUAAUUUCCCCCAUCCCUUUGAAUCUGUGCCUGGAUGUGCUGCUUCUGUUCCAGCUUCAAUGUAUGUGCAGAUUAUGCUCCUUCCUCCUCCCUUGUGAAAUGCUAAAUUAGUGGUCACAGCUAUCCCCCACAGCCUGAGAGAUUCAGUUCCCUUUUCCACAUCCCAGGGGAGUGGCUUAAUCUCUGGGCCACUUUGUGACUGUGCUCAUAUUCUCUGGCCUGAAACAGUUCCCUGUUGCCUGAGUUGCUCAGUGUUGCUGGAUCUUUAUGGCAACAAAAGCCCUCAAACUCGGCUUGGCAGCACAGUGGUUAGGGUGUAAUCUCCAAAGAGGAAUUGUGGAGAGAUUUUUUCAGCAAAUACAGAAUAGAAAUUGGAUCCAGAUCUGGGUUGUAGGUCUCCCCUUCCCAAGGACAGUGGUCAACUUCCUCCCAGCUCCUGUUUCAAUUAAAGUUCCAGUAUGCUAUCUAGGAACCCGAGGUCUUUCUAGAUCUGCUGGUAAAGCAGCUUAAUCUGCUAAAGGAUUUGCAAAAACCUGCAUUUCUGGUGUGGGAGAAAGCCCUAAUUUCUGUGUUGCAGGUGAAGAAAGUUGCACAGUUGUAUGAGAAAAGGUUACCAUAAGCUCUUAAUUCCAGAGUUCAGAGAGAGAUUCAUGUUUCUGUAGGCCAGGAGAAAGUAUCUAAAUUAAGGACAUGGGAGGAAUCUCAUAGCCAGAUGCUCUUCUUACUGUUUGCUUUUGAACAGCGUAAUUUCUUGCUUAACUUGCUGGAAAAUUUUUCCCUAUCUGAUGUUUAACUGUUCUUGUGCAUUGAAUAAACAGCUUUCCAAGCA